This is a messenger RNA of Centropristis striata (black sea bass), 12446 nucleotides long. RefSeq names its product IgGFc-binding protein-like. The transcript has 28 exons. The record is from RefSeq and is a predicted model, not a curated record. Lineage: Eukaryota; Metazoa; Chordata; Actinopteri; Perciformes; Serranidae. Gene Ontology annotation, molecular function: protein binding. The coding region runs from base 154 to 12387 and encodes 4077 amino acids.
CUGCCUUCCUGCCCUCGUUGGUGGUGGUGUGUUGCUUACUCAUCACUAAGUUUGGAAGUUUGCUGUGUUCCCUGGCAUGCAAAUAUCCUAAACUGUAACUGUAUUACCUGUAGGGAAAACUGACUCAGAUAUAGUUUUUCCAUUCCUGCAGUCAUGCAGUUUUUGCUGCUGCUCCAGGUGUGCCUCUUGGGACUCGGCCUGUCCGUGGCCAGUCCUGGUAGGAGGUUUCUCAUUAUGUUUCCCCCUCAUAAUGACCCAGCAGCAAAUGUUACACAUCAAGUAACCGUCACAGCAACUAGUGUGUGGACCUCAGUCACUGUGACGGUUCUGGGAAGCAGCUUUGAGCAACACAUCUUCCUCUCUGCUAGCCAGUCAAAGACAAUUCACCUGCCAAUAUCUGUGGGGAUUACAAGUGAUCGCUCCUCUAAUCUUCUCAGUGUGGUUUCUGUUUGGCCUGUUACAGUUCUGGCCUCAUUCUGCACUCAGACUGGUUGUGACCACAGCCUCCUCCAUGAUGUGUCCUCUUGGGGGACCCACUACUAUCCUAUUAGCCCUCAUUUCACUAACCAGACUGCUGUCAGCCAGAUGGUGAUCACCAGCUCAGACCAGGAGACUUCAGUGGACAUCUUCCUCUCAGGGGAAGUGCUCUUUGAAGGCAACAUGUAUCCCAGAGGUAGCGUCUUAAAGUUGCAUAUGGGGGUGCUGCAGAGUGUUUACCUGCAGAGCAACUCCAGCCUCUCUGGCUCAGAGCUAAACUCUCAACAGGCUGUGAGCCUAGUGGUUGGUUUUACCUGUUCCAAACAAACACCUGAGGAUUGCUUGUAUGGAUUUGCUGAGCUAAAGCCAGUCACACACUGGAGUUUUGAUUACGUUAUCCCUCCCUUGGUAAACACAGGAAUGAGUUUACUGUUGGCCGUGUCUGCUGUCGACUCUGACCUGGACGUCACUGCGAGCACCUGGAGGAAGAACGAGUCUCUUGUUGGCGGCAUAAUGAAGGUCAUCCCAAUUGUGACCUCAGAUAAAAUCCACGUUUCUAGUGACAGCCCGUUUCAGCUUGUUUUCUUUGGACAUGACGAUACGCAGUGUCCUUCAACUCUAAUAGUGCUGCCAUCUGUUGAUGAUAUCUGCCACACUGUCCCUAUGUUUGAUUCAGCUGAUAUGAGUGCACAAGAUAACAGCACUUCCACAGGAGAUUUAAACUCUGGUGUUAAAUUCUCCCUGAAGCCCAACUUUACUCAGCUGCCUGAUAAUGCAGAGCCCAGUUCUCUUCAUACAGAUGUAGGAUAUUAUCUGAGCACCUUCAACAGACUGCUGUAUCCAGCAGUGUGUGAAAAACCUGCAGCUUCUUGUGAAGAUGUACACUGUGGUCACAAGCGGAAAUGCUCUAUGAAAGAUGGAAAACCACGCUGUUCUUUGAAAACUAAAAUAUGCUCUGCAUGGGGUGACUCUUAUUACCGCACAUUUGAUGGAAGAGAUUUUGUCCUACAGGGAAACUGUAACUACACUUUAGUUCAAACGACCUGUCUGGGUUUAAAUGCUUCUGUUCCACUACAGAUUAAUAUAGAGCGAGCAUAUUUGAACAGUGCCACUGUCUCCACCAUCCACACAGUGCAGAUAAGCAUCCAGGGCUUUAAUAUCUCCAUUGUUAAAGGAGACAAAAAUCAUGUUCGGAUUAACGGACAGAGAAGGAACCUGCCGCUCACCUUAGGAAAUGGCUCCCUGAACUUUGAUCCAACUGGCUCCAGUGUUGUCUUGCACACUGCUUUCGGAUUGGCUGUGCAGUACGACUGGAAGCACCAUCUCCAGGUUGAAGUUGGCCCAGAGUUAUACGGAGUCCUAUGUGGUUUGUGUGGAGCUGCUAAUCACAGCUCCUUGGAUGGCGUCAUUGCCUCUAAUGGAACCAAUGAGACCCAGAUUGUAGAUGAUACCCUCCAAUGGGUGGUGGACGGGGACUCAGGAUCCUGUAUUGAAGACUGCGGUGCUGGAGUCUCAUGUCCAGUUUGCAUUAAAAGCCAAACCAAAUCAUCUCCUGGCAUUAAAGGCGUCUCCCUCAGUACUGGGUGCACUCUGCUGCAGAGGAGCAAUGGACCAUUUGCAGAUUGUCACUCGUAUAUUGAUCCUGAGCCUUUUGUUCGUAGUUGUGUGAACAACCUGUGUGUCAAUGAAGCUUCCUCUUCCAUGUGCAACAUCUUGACGGCCUAUGCCAACAUCUGCCAGAAGCUCUCAGCCAGAGUCCAGAACUGGAGAACCAUCUCCAACUGCUCAAUGUCCUGUCCUGUGAACAGCCACUAUGAGAGCUGUGGUUCUGCCUGCCCUGCUACCUGUGGUCACCCAGACGCCCAUCGUAAUUGCACCCUUCCCUGUGUGGAGUCAUGCCAGUGCAACAAGGGGUAUUUGCUGAGUGGUGGGAAGUGCGUACCACAUAGCAAGUGUGGUUGUCUUCACCAAGGUUCCUACUACUUCCCCAAGGAGAACUUCUGGAUGGACGAACUCUGCCAGGAGGAAUGUGUCUGCCAGCCGAGCUCCAAAAAGGUGAUGUGUGCUCGCUCUCCUUGUCAGGAUGGGAAAGUGUGCAAGGUUCUGAAUGGAGUCCUGGGCUGCCAUGCUGAUGGUCCUGGGCUGUGCAUCGCCAAAGGAGAUCCUCAUUAUACCACCUUUGAUGGGAGCAACUUUGAUGUUUAUGGCAACUGUACUUACCUUCUCACCUCUCACUGUCCCACCUGGGGGUCCCUGCAAGACUUUACUGUAGAGGUCCAGAAUCAGAUGGUGGAUGCUACAAAUGUUUCCUUUCGGCAUGUUAAAAUCGUGGCUUCUGGUUAUACCAUUGAAAUAUCAAAUGAUUGGAGCAACAGAGUUAAGGUAAAUGGUCUGCUACUGCGUCUUCCAUCUGUAUUGAUCACAGGCGUAGGAAGAGUAAAAAUCUACAUGAACGGCCUCUCAAAGCGUAUGGAGACAGAUUUUGGCCUUGUUGUAGCGUGCAGCUCUGAUGUCCUGACUGUUCAAAUGCCAAGGGUCUUCUCUGGUAAUCUCUGUGGACUGUGUGGGAACUUUAAUGGAGAUCCAGAAGAUGAUGUGAAGCCUGACGACCAAACUGAUGUUUCUCAAAGCGUUAAAUACUGGCAGACCAGCAGCGAGCAGGAAUGCUUGGAUGUGCCUAUGAACACCUCAGGUUGCGAUUCACAAGAAAAGGCUCUUUAUGAGGGGAAAGAUUUCUGUGGAAGGCUACUAGAUACAGAUGGAGUGUUCCAGAGCUGCCACAAAACCAUCAGUCCAGAAGAUUUCUACAAUAACUGUGUUCAUGAUCUCUGUUAUAGUAACCAGACUACACUGUGUCAUAUUCUGUCCAGCUAUGUUGCUGUGUGUCAAGAAAUGGGAGCUUUAAUGGAUGAAUGGAGGACGUCCAGCUCUUGUCCUCUCUCCUGCCCACCUCAUAGUGAAUACAACCUGUGCUCCAGUCACUCAUCCGACUGUGUAGAAUACAUAAGUCUUCAAGCAGUGAAAUGCAAAGAGGGCUGUUUCUGCACUCCUGGCUUUUUCCACAGCGGUGGCAAAUGUGUACCAAACUCUGAGUGUGGCUGCAUUUAUAAUGAUGUUUACUAUGAAAUCCAGGAGACCUUCUACCCUGAUGAGCGCUGUCAGCUGCACUGUGUCUGCGUGGGCCACGGCCGAGUGCAAUGCACCAACCACACGUGUCCAAAUGGAACAAAAUGUGGCUUCCAUGAUGGCCACAGGGCAUGUCAUGCAUCACAACCUGUUAAAUGUGCAGUCAUGGGUGGCAGACACUUCAGCAGCUAUGAUGGACACCGCUUUGACUUUAAUAUGGGAAGCUGCCGUUAUCUUCUGUCCCAGGUUUGUGACCAGGAAGAGUCUGACCUCACGGUUAUUGUCCAGCAAGGACAGCUGCACAUCAGGGUCCAUGGAGUCAACAUGUCUCUGCAGAUGGAGCAUUUGGGGAAAGUAAAGGUUGAUGGUGUUUUAAGGCGUCUUCCUGUCCAGCUGGACCACAUGGCGAUCCUCCACUUUGGCCUGCUGACUCGUCUUGUUGUAGACUCGGGGAUUGUUGUCACUUAUGGAGGGCCGAACCUGAUACAAAUGGAGAUUCCUGCCUCCCAUAGAAAAAUGUGUGGCUUGUGUGGAGCCAAUGCUGUUGCAACAGAUGACCAGAUCACAAAUGGCAGCCUUGCAAGUGAUGUUUCCAUCUUUGCAUCUUCCUGGUCGCUUUCACCACCUGGAACAAACUGCUCCGAAGAGUCUGAUUCCUGCUCGGCGUGCAACUCUACCAUGGCAGCUGAAUUUGCAUCUGAUAACUUGUGUGGCGUGCUGCUUGCUCCUGCAGGAUCCUUUGGUGGAUGUCACGCCACUGUGGACCCACAGCCCUUCUAUCAGAACUGUGUGAACGACCUGUGUGUGUCUCAUGGGGACCAAGAAUUGUUUUGCAGCAGUUUGAGAGAAUACACUUUUGCAUGCCAGGAGGCAAGAGCUGAGGUCAAACCGUGGAGGGGUGAGAAGUGCUCGAUCUCAUGCCCUGAAAACUCUCACUAUAAUGUAUGUGUCAAUGCGUGCCCUGAGUCCUGUGGUAUUUUAUCCGAUAUCCCCUGCCCAUGGGCCUGUUAUGAGGGAUGUCAAUGUGAGUCUGGAUACAUGCAGAGUGGAAAUGGCUGUGUCAAAACUGAGAAAUGUGGUUGCUUUUACCUUGGGCACUACUAUGAGAUCGGGGAGAUAUCGUGGGCUGAGGGAUGCUCGGAGCGCUGUAACUGCUCCUCCACUGCCACCAUGUGCUGUGAGCCAGCCUCCUGCCCCGAGGGAGAGAACUGCACCCUUAACAACACCUGGGGGUGUGCAAGGAGAGAUGAUAAAAUCUGUGUAAAUGGAGAGAGUUGUGGUGUCCAGAGCCGACCUCAGCAGAGACAGUGUUGGGUACUUGGAGGCGCCCACUUCUACACUUUUGAUGGAAAAGUGUUUGAAUUCCUAGGAAACUGUAGCUACACUCUAAUGCAUUUACUGAAUGACUCCAGUGAGAAUAUGACAUUUUGGGUUGGGGUAGAGAAAGACAGGACCCCCAAUGAGGCUUCCUCUCUUAAAGCUAUUCAUAUCAAAGUGGCUAAAGACAAUAUUACUAUCCACAGAGGGGAAAAAGGCUAUGCUUGGAUAAAUGGAGAGAAGAGGCUACUACCUGUAAAUCUGCCAUUUGGACGUGUGAAGAUUUAUCAGAGUGGCAUGUUCGUUGUUGUGGAUACUAGCCUUGGCAUUCAAAUUAAGUAUGAUUGCUCUCAUACUGCCACAGUCCUCCUCUCUGAUUCAACAGAAGUCAAUGGCAUGUGUGGGAAUAAUAAUGGCAUCAAAGAAGACGACCUUAGGACCCCUCAGGGUGAGGCUGUGGAUGCUACCACCUUCGGCUGGAGCUGGAGAGUUCCUGAUCAGGAAGCUCGCUGCACAGCAGAUUGUGGAGAUUCAUGCCCACGCUGCUCUACACAACAGCUGUUAGACAAAAAUGUGGCCAGUCAGUGGAUCGCAAUGCACGAGUACAUUUGGUCACCACAAAAUCCAUUCCAACUGUGCCAGGAAGUUGUUAACUACACCAAGAUCUCUGAAGCCGUUAGCAUGUUUGACCUGUGCGCUAGUAAUGACACUCAGAAAGCCUUCUGCCCAGUUCUGGAGGCAUAUGCUGCCGCCUGUCAAAAUGCCCAGAUACAAAUCGGAGAGUGGAGGAAUAGCACCUUCUGCCCCGUUUCCUGUCCAGCGAAUAGCCAUUACACGUCCUGUGGCUCGGCCUGCCCUGCCGACUGUGCAGACCCAUUAAGUUCAAGACCCUGCACCCUGGCCUGUGUGGAAACCUGCCAGUGUGAUCCAGGAUUCGUUCUUUAUGGCGACACCUGCGUCCUCUUGUCCCAGUGUGGCUGCACUCACAACGGCUCCCAUUACCGUAGCAACCACACCUUCUGGGCUGAUGACGGAUGCACUGAACGCUGCUUCUGUGACCCCCACACCCACCAGACACGGUGCCAUUUUGAUUCUUGCGGCCCAGAUGAAUACUGUGAUCUCCAGAAUGGAGUCAGAAGCUGCGUGCUGCACCCCCCGCAGACCUGCAGGUACACCGGUCAUCACAUAGUCACCUUUGACCAACAAGACUAUGAUUUGCAUGGCACCUGUCAGUACCAGUUACUGGGCAUGUGUGGACAGAAACAAGGCCUCGAUGCUGUUCAGGUUCAUGUACAGACAGAUGGACACCUGGAGUCAGCACUUCAUGUCCUGGUCAAUGUGAGUGGUGUGCUUGUGGAGCUAAACAGCAAAAACACUGGAAACAUCGAGGUCGAUGGAGUCAGGAGGAACAUGCCCUAUCACUUCAGCCCUUCUGCUCUGGCUUUCUCUUUGGGGCUGCACACUUACAUCUCCACAGAUAUGGGCUUUGAAUUUAGUCUCAGCAUAGAGGGCAUAGUGAGCAUUCGUCUCUCCAGUAAAUAUGCUAAUGCUACUUGUGGCCUGUGUGGAAACUUCAACUCUGAUCCUGCUGAUGACCUCACAGCAAAUGGCCCCAAGGAGCAUCUCAGUCCCGAGCACUUUGCAAAAGCUUGGAGAAGUGGGCAGAGUCCUUGGUGUGUGGAGGGCUGUCUUGGAGGAAGUUGUCCAAAAUGUUCAUCUGAGCGUCUGGCCCGCUUCUCUGACCCGGAGGCUUGCGGGAAGAUUCUGGAAGUUAAUGGACCAUUCAGCCACUGUCAUGGCAAAGUGGACCCCUCCAGCUUUUACAAGCGCUGCGUCAGUGACCUGUGUCUUCAUGGAGGUCUGCAGCCUGCACUGUGUCACUCUCUGGCAGAGUAUACUGCUGUCUGCCUCUCCCACAAGGCUACAGUUUCUGCCUGGAGGAGUCCCGGAUUCUGCUACCCGUCCUGUCCCUCCAGCACCAGUUACAACAUGAGUUCUGCCUCUGUUCACCUCUGCCUCGGCUGGAAGAAUAACACAGUGGAAAUGCCUUCGUACAUCGGGGAGAACUGUCUCUGUGAGGCAGGUUUAGUUCAUAGCAGCAGCCUCUGCAUCCAGCCAGAAAACUGUGGCUGCUUUCACCACGGAGAAUACCUCCGGGCAGGACAGGAGGUGUCUACAUGCCAGCGAAGCUGUUUAUGUCAUGCUGGGGGACACAUGACUUGUAGUAAUGUCUCCUGUGGAGAGGAUGAGGAGUGUAAGCUUAUUAGGGGCGUUCAAGGUUGCCACCCCAAACUGAAAGUGGCACACUGCUCUGUUGAUGGAUCCCAAUACACCACGUUUGAUGGACAGGCAUUUGAAUUUCAUGGUUCAUGUAACUACACUCUGGUGCAGACGUGCCUCAAUAAACUGGAUGUGGAGCCUGUUUUGAUAGCUGCACAGGGCAGCCACAGCAAGGGCAGGCAGAUCUACCUCACAGUCAAUAAAAUGUAUUUUAAGACGUCAACAGCUUUUCCUGGAAAAAUUCAGGUAAAUGGAGUUUACGAGAACCUGCCAUUCUCCCUAAACAAUGUCUCUGUACAUCAGAAGAAUGGAUGGAUUACCAUCAAGACCUCGCAGUCAGUGGAGCUUAAAUCAGAUCUACAAAAUCACAUUCUGGUCAAGAUCCCCAACAUUUACCGCCAGACAACCUGUGGGCUUUGUGGGAACUACAAUGACAGUCCCUCAGAUGACCUGCAGCUGCCCAAUGGCACCAUGUUCUCUGAUCCAGAAGUUGUCGGGCCAUCAUGGAAGUCGUUUGAUGCAGAAUCAUCUUGCAGCGACACAUGUGACAGCACGUGUCAACGCUGCCGCUCCCCUAUGCCCAAAUACACCUCUGACCUGUAUUGUGGCAUUCUCACCCAUCCCAGAGGGCCGUUCUCCUCUUGUCACCAUUUAGUGUGCCCACAGAAAUACUACUCACUCUGCAUGGAGAACCUGUGUGUUGCAGGAGGCCAGCCCUGGGCCCUGUGUGAUGCUCUGAGGGGCUAUGAGGCGGCAUGUAGCGAGGCCGGAGGGGUCGUUGACCUCUGGAGGAACACCACCGGCUGUGCUUAUCAAUGUCCUGAAUUCAGCCACUACAGCCAGUGUGCCAACUCUUGCUCCUCACUGUGUCCGGAGGUGAUGCAGGAGGUGCAGUGCUCCUCAGACUGUGAGGAAGGCUGCCAGUGUGAUGGUGGACUCCUCUAUGACGGCCAUGCUUGUGUUCCAGUAGAGCAGUGUGGCUGUGUUCAGGACGACAGGAGGUUUAAGGCCUCAGAAAGCAAACUGCUACAAAACUGUACUGUGAACUGCACCUGUGGGCCUCCUCUUGUGUGUGAGCAAUACUCGUGUCCUGCACUGCACAGAUGCACCGUUUCAAAUGGAACCAUGGGUUGUCACACGGAUGCAGAGCCAAACUCAAAUUUGUGUGAGGGAAAAUGUGAUGAAACGGAGGAAUGUCACCUGAGCGAUGGUGCACCUGUGUGUGAGAGCCGUCAGGGCGUCUGCUGGGUGUGGAAAGCCAAGCACUACCACACCUUCGAUGGUCUCAACUACGACUUUGAGGGAACCUGUACUUACCUGCUGGCAGCCAGCAGAGGGGCAGAAAAUGGUUUGACGCCCUUUAGUGUGUCCAACAAGAAUGACUGUAAUGGCAACAGAGGUGUAUACUCCAUACAGGUGGUGACUGUAAAAGCUUAUGGCUUCAUCAUCGAGCUUGGAACCCAGAAAGGCAGCAUACAUGUGAAUGGUCAGGUGACUUAUCUCCCUGUUAACCUGCUGCGGGGUAAGAUCCAAAUCUCUUCCAAGGACGGCAAAACUCUUCUGAAAACAGACUUUAUGCACAUAGUCUUCAAUGGGUACUCCACAGCUCUGGUUACACUGGACCCACACUACAAGGACAGAGUGUAUGGGCUGUGUGGUAAUUUUAACAGCGAUUCUCAAGAUGAGUAUCCUGCUGCUACACCUGGUUCCCCUCCCAUCAAUACCAGUGUGGAGCUGGCUCAGGCCUACCGGCUCUUUGAUGGGGACCAGGACUGUUGCACUGGUUGUGAACAGAAACCAGAUGAUGUGAACUUGGCUGCAGACCUUUCUGAGGAUCUGUCUAGUGAGCGUAGACGGUGCUCAGUGCUCACGGAUUCCAAUGGUCCGUUUGCUCACUGUCAUAGUCAGGUCAAUCCUGAUUCCUUCUAUGAAAGUUGUUUAGUUGGCCAUCACAAUAGAGGGUCAGAAGUUGCUCUUAACAAAGCCAUUAUUUCAUAUUCCAUAGUUUGUGACAAAACCAAUGAUGGUUGGCAAGAUGGAGUGACAGUUGAUGUGCACUGUCCACCAAACAGCCAUUACAAGACCUGUGGCACCGCCUGCCCCCCGUCCUGUCAGUUUACUACCACCGUGUGCAACAAGAAGUGUGUGCCGGGCUGCUUCUGUGAUCCAGGAUUCAUCAGGAGUCCACUUGGCUGUGUGCAUCCACAUCAGUGCGGUUGCAGAGACUCCAGAGGAAAAUACCACAACCUGAACUCAACUUUCUGGACGCCGUCCGACUGUGGUCAGCUCUGUAUCUGUGGACCUUCUACUGGAGAGAUGGGCUGCAGCCCGGCCCACUGCCCCAGAGGAAUGGUCUGCAAGCAGCUACAGCACCAGAGGCUGUGUCAACCGGAGAAACCCCAGAACUGUUCCAUUGUUACUGGGCUGCACUUUACCACCUUUGAUGGGCAUCAUUUUGACUUCAGAGACAGUUGUUCAUAUUCUUUGAUUGAAACUAAGGCCAACCUUACUGGACUAACACCUUUCAAGAUCACUAUCUCUGAUGCAAGUUGCCACAAAAGGCUUUUUCAUAGUCUUGAUUUAACACUCUCCAUCUAUGGUGUGAAGGUGGAGGUGAGGAAAGGUCACCCUGGGAAGGUGUUGAUUGAUGGACUGUAUAAGACCUUACCAUUCUCUCACCUGGCGGGCCAUGUAACUGCCUACCAAACACCUUCAUCCAUCAUCAUUCACACUGAUGUGGGAUUACAGCUGAUGAUCUACAACACUGGCACUCUGAUGGUGGUCCUCCCCACCAGUUACAGCUCUUCUGUCUCUGGUCUCUGUGGAAAUGCCAACUCUGAUCCUCAUGACGAUCAAAUGAUGCCCAAUGAGGAACUUGCCCAGAAUACACUAGAGUUUGCCCACAGCUGGAGGUCUCUGGGAGCCGAGGCCUGCAGGUCCAACUGCUCCUCCAGACUGAAGCAUUGUCCUGCUGGGGCACAGGAGCUGUUUGCAGGCAGUGAUUUUUGUGGGGUGUUGUUGAAUGAGCUGGGGCCGUUUGCAGACUGUGCCUCUGUGUUAAGUCCCAAGCAUUACUUCCACAGCUGUGUAGCAGAUUCUUGCUCUUCUGGCGGACAUUACUCAGCACUCUGCAGUUCCGUUGCAUCGUAUGCGGCGGCCUGCCAAGCAGCUCAGCUGCCCAUCAGGCAGUGGAGGAGUGACACUUUCUGUGGUAUGUCCUGCCCUAAGAAUAGCCACUAUGAGCUGUGUGGACCUCGGUGUCCUGUGGUGUGCCGUGGACUCUCCUCCCCAGCUAACUGCAGUGGAGGAUGUGAGGAGGGCUGCCAGUGUGACCCGGGCUACAUCCUGAGCGAUGGCCAGUGUGUGCUGCUUUCUGACUGUGGCUGUGAGCAUGAGGGCCAGUAUCGCCCUGCUGGCCACUUCUACUCUGAGAAAAGCUGCCAAAAGUGUAACUGCAGAAGGGGCCACGUGACCUGCAGCCCCGUGGAAAGCUGCUCAGUAAAAGAUGAGUUUGCCUUGCAGCAUGGGGUGUGCCAAGUGUUUGCUGGCUUUGGCUACAUCACUUUUGAUGGUGUUAUUGUGCCUCAACACAGAGCAGAGUGCACCUAUGUACUGUCAGACUUCUCCUCUGAAGCCUUGCAUGACUUUACUCUGCUCAUUAGCUUUGAAAAGGACAUGAAUGGCAUUCUCACAAUCAGCAGACUGAUAUUUCGAAUGCAUUCAAUGGAAGUGUCACUUGACCCUGAAACUCUGUGGAAAAUACAGCUAAAUGGAGAAGAACAUGGAGUGCCUUUUGAUAAUGGACAACUUGAAGCACACCAAGACGGCAACAGACUGCUGAUCACCACAGCAUCCGGGGUGGGAGUGGACUUCUCCUCCUCCCAGUACCUCAGGUUAACCGUGCCGCAGGUAUAUGACGCCACAGCUUCAGGCGUCUGUGGGAACUUCAACGGGGACAGGUAUGAUGACAUGGAACUGAGGAACGGCCACCUUGCCAAAAGCUUCGCUGAGCUCCUGCAGAGCUGGACGUCAGACGCUGCUGGACAGCGAUGCCCUGAUGACUCCUGCAGCAGCGAGUGUGAUGAGUGCAGCUCGUCUCCACAUGACAGCGCCGUCUGCAACAUCCUGUUUGUUGAUAGUAUGGAGUUCCACCGCUGCUGGAGCAGUGGAGUGGAGCGAGAUGUUUAUGCACGUAUGUGCAACACAGCUCUUUGUGGAGGGGCGGGGCUUAGGGCCGGAUGUCUGGCGCUGGAAGCGUACGCUGCGUCCUGCCGGGCUGAAGGAAUACUGGUAGGGUCCUGGAGAGAGAACACGCCUUGUGCUCUCCAGUGCCCUGACCGCAGCAGCCCCAGGUCCUGUGUUGACUCCAGCUCCAGCUCUUGUCCUGCUCUGCUCAGCGCUGCUUCUGCACCAAGUGUCUGCUCAGAAGGUUGUGAGUGCCACAAUGGAAACCUGUUUGAUGGGGGAGAGUGUGUUCCCUACAGUCAGUGUGGGUGUGUCCAUCACAAUGUAUAUAUUAAGAUGGAUGAGCAGUUAUACACCAAGGACUGCAGCCAGGUGUGCUGGUGUCACCCUCUGGGUGGAGCGAUCUGCGAGGCGGCCGGCUGUGGUCCGGGCCAGCAGUGUGGGCUCAGUAAUGGAUCCUGGAGCUGUCGGGACAGACCUGAAGUCUGUGAGCUCAGGGCCAGCCUCCAGGUCUCCACGCUCAGUGGGCAGCAGCUGAGCCUGGAGCCCCGGUCCUCCUACAGCCUGAUGUCCCUCUGUGACCAGUCCAGCAUCCACUGGUUCAGCCUCAUCUCUUACUAUGGACCUUGUGAUGGCGGCUCCUCCAGGCUCAUCAAUGUGUUUCAAAUCCUCCUGCGUGGAUCAUCACUGACCAUACAGCAAGGCACAGUGAAGGUGAAUGGAGGCGUGGUGUCCCUCCCUCUCAGCCUCCCCUCUGGGGUCUCCCUGUCAUAUGGAGUGAACCAGGAGAGGUCAGAGGUCACAGUGAACCUGAGGAGAGAUGCUGGGAUGGAGUCGGAGCUUGAGAUUGAGAUCGGUGUUACCAUGAUGACGGUUAAGGUCCCUCUGUGGUACUCAGACAGACUGUGUGGUGUCUGUGGAAACCUUAAUGAGCUCCACUCCCACUCCUCAGUUAUUCCAUGGCUGCUCCCAGACUUCCCUGGCUGUGGCUUCACUGGAUAACUGAUAUUUUUUUAUGUGUAUUUUAUGAAUGUUUAAAUACAUAAAACAAUUUAAACAAC